Molecule: messenger RNA, 228 nt
Organism: Racocetra persica
Lineage: Eukaryota; Fungi; Glomeromycota; Glomeromycetes; Diversisporales; Gigasporaceae
Source: the annotation of a GenBank genome assembly
GAUGCACUUCAAAACCUAGUAGAGAUUCUUAAACUAUGUGCUGAAGCCACUAAUUAUUUAGUCUCUACUCUAAUUGAACUUAAAAAGAGAUAUCAGCUAUCAGUUGUCAAUGAUGAUAUUGUAGAUAAAAUUAAUUAUGAGAAUGACAAAAACCUAUUUGAAAAUGCUACAAUUGAUGAAGAAGAGAAGGUGCAAACUUAUAUGCCUAUUAGUAUAGAUCUUGACAAA